Sporisorium graminicola is the source of this 975-nucleotide messenger RNA. RefSeq lists its product as uncharacterized. Bases 1 to 975 code for a protein of 324 amino acids. The transcript has a single exon. The record is from RefSeq and is a predicted model, not a curated record. Lineage: Eukaryota; Fungi; Basidiomycota; Ustilaginomycetes; Ustilaginales; Ustilaginaceae.
AUGGCCACCGCAACCUCGCACAACAAGAAAUCGUCGGCGGUGAAGCGCAUUCUCUCGGAAGCUCGCGAGUUGUCCGAGGAUCAGUCCGACCUCUACACGGCUGCGCCUCUCGAAGACAACAUCUUUGAAUGGCAUUUCACCCUUCGCGGCCCUGCCAACACUGAGUUUGCCGACGGCCUGUACCAUGGUCGCAUCCUCUUGCCUGCGGAAUAUCCCAUGCGUCCACCCAAUCUCAUGCUCCUCACGCCCAACGGAAGGUGGGAGCUCAACAAGAAGAUCUGUCUGACCUUUACUGGAUUUCACGAAGAGAUGUGGCAGCCGGCAUGGGGGAUCAGGACGGCGCUCUUGGGGUUGCAGACGUUCAUGACGGCUAAAGCCGAAGCGGCGGUGGGUAUUGGAUCCUUGGACUACCCAGUGCAGGCAAGGCAGAAGCUGGCGGCAGAGUCGAGAAAAUGGAAGUGCGAUCUGUGCGAAAAGACGACGUUGGAGAUGCUGCCGGAUCCGGAUCCGCAGCAGCAGCACGAGCAACGGCAGCAAGAGGGUCUGCCGGAUGGAUUGCAGGUCGAUCUCAAUGCUCAGUCUCACAAGUCGCCAUCGGAGCAGCCUCGACCAUCCUCAUCGUCCGUCGCAUCUCCCGAAAGCAAAGCUUCGGCACCUGCUCCGAUACCUGCCUCCUCGACGACAGAAAGCGCACAGGCGCAACCUCAAGCAUCAGCCUCUGCUCCGACUGUUGCUAUUGCUGCUGCUCAAUCGCCAGUAUCGCCCCCGCAGCUUCAACAAAGACGAGGUGCACCAAUCGCCCCUCCAACUAGAUCCUCAUCCUUCCCUACUCCCGCACCGUCGGCUGUUCCGACUCGGGCCACAUUGCCCAGUCGAGCCAUUUCUACGACGGAGCGAAAACUGACUCAGAUCGACAAUUGCAUCAAAGCACUCGGUAUCCUCGUCGCUCUUCUCAUCGUCAAACGUCUCAUCUAG